CAGCUUCUAGAAGUUUCUUUCCUGGAGUAUAUAGGCCUCUGCAAGCAGCAGCUCAGCAGCCAAGCAGCAUCUGAGAUAAGAAGAGGAGCACAUCCGAACAGCUGUCCAAGAGUGAAAAUCAUUGACAACUAUGAAUAUGAAAACCUAUCGAGGUAUCCAAGACGAUGAAAAAGCAACAUUCAAAAAAGAAAGAAAAAGCUUCCAUUGCAACCCAAACACACAGCAAGCAUGUGGGUCACCAAACUCAUUGCACUGUGCCUUUUGGCUGUGGCCGUGUCUGGUGAGGACAAGAAGCUGAGCAGCCAUGCAACCUCUAUGGCAGACACCAGCGCAAACCUGGCCUUCAAUCUCUACCACAAAGUUGCCAAAGAGAAGAACCUAGAAAACAUCCUCAUCUCUCCUGUGGUGGUGGCUUCCUCUUUGGGAAUGGUUGCCAUGGGGGGGAAAUCUUCCACUGCUUCCCAGGUUAAGAGUCUCCUGAAGGCUGAUGCCCUGAAAGAUGACCAUCUCCACACAGGGCUGUCCGAGCUUCUCACAGAGGUGAGCGACCCACAGGCCCGUAAUGUCACAUGGAAGAUCAGCAACAGGCUCUAUGGUCCCAGCUCCGUCAGCUUUGCAGACGACUUUGUCAAGAACAGCAAGAAGCACUACAACUACGAACACUCGAAGAUCAACUUCCGCGAUAAGAGAAGUGCCAUUAACUCAAUCAACGAAUGGGCAGCCAAGUCAACUGAUGGCAAGCUGCAAGAAGUUACCAAGGAUGUGAAAAACACAGAUGGGGCCAUGAUCGUCAACGCCAUGUUCUUCAAACCCCACUGGGAUGAGAAGUUCCACCACAAGAUGGUUGACAACCGUGGUUUCCUGGUUACCCGUUCUUACACUGUCUCUGUUCCAAUGAUGCAUCGCACAGGUAUCUAUGGCUUCUAUGAGGAUAAAGAGAACAAGCUCUUUGUGUUGGACAUGCCUUUGGCGCAUAAGAAGUCCAGCAUGAUUUUCAUCAUGCCCUAUCACACGGAGCCUCUGGAGAGGCUGGAGAAACUGCUUACUCGCCAGCAGUUGGACACCUGGAUCAGCAAGCUCGAGGAGAGAGCAGUAGCCAUAUCUCUACCUAAAGUUAGCAUGGAAGUCAGCCAUGACCUUCAGAAACAUCUCGGAGAACUUGGUCUUACUGAGGCUGUGGAAAAGUCUAAGGCAGAUCUGUCCAACAUUUCUGGCAAGAGAGAUCUUUACCUGGCUAAUGUCUUCCAUGCUUCUGCCUUUGAGUGGGACACAGAGGGCAAUCCAUUUGAUACCAGUAUUUAUGGUAGCGAAAAGAUCAGGAACCCCAAGCUCUUCUAUGCUGACCAUCCUUUUAUUUUCCUUGUGAAAGACAACAAGACCAACUCCAUCCUUUUCAUUGGCAGGCUAGUUCGGCCCAAGGGUGACAAAAUGAGGGAUGAAUUGUAAUUCUCAGGGGGAGCAAGUUUAAUUCUAUUUUUACGGUGCUUUGAAAUUGUAUUAUUGUUAUCGUAUGGUGUGACUGUUACCUCAUGUGCACAUCCCAAUGGAUAAUCUGUGUAUGUACAAUCUAGUUGAAUUUCACUGCCAGUGACAUCAAGAACAAAAUCAUAAUUUCAAGGAGAUAGGUAUUUUAAAGUCUGGGUAAAUGCCAGUUUUAACAAUUCAUCAGGAGCAAUGCAAUCCUAUAAGUGAGAGAUUAGAACCCCACAAAUGUACCCAGAGGUUUGACAUCAAUUCGCCCAUGUUGCUUGUUCAGUCAGAUACUAUACUUAUAUUAAGUAUAGUGCAAUUAAUGUUAGGGUGCUUAUAGAAUGUGUAUGUUAAAUCUGUGUAGGGUCUUGCCUUAUCUUUAAUGUUUAAAGGGAAAAGGCACCUCUAUCAUAGCAUUUAUCAAACUCAGUUUGUAGGUUCUAUAAUUUCACUUCCUCCCAUCAAAAAGGACUCUGUUUGGGUUCUUUGUUGUCUUGACUCCUGCACUGUACCUGUCUACUAAACUUUUCAAUUUGUCAGAUGUCAUGUUAUGAUUUAAAAAAUUUAUGGGAAAGUGUGCUAAAACUGUCACUUUCCUUUCUCUUUUUUUUCAAUAAACUAAAAUAAAAAAUAUGUGUUGA
This is a messenger RNA of Myxocyprinus asiaticus (Chinese sucker), 2111 nucleotides long. Its product is annotated as serpin H1-like. Gene Ontology annotation, cellular component: endoplasmic reticulum. Lineage: Eukaryota; Metazoa; Chordata; Actinopteri; Cypriniformes; Catostomidae. The record is from RefSeq and is a predicted model, not a curated record. Bases 229 to 1446 code for a protein of 405 amino acids. Gene Ontology annotation, molecular function: serine-type endopeptidase inhibitor activity. Gene Ontology annotation, biological process: collagen fibril organization; negative regulation of endopeptidase activity. The transcript is spliced from 6 exons.